CUUUGCAAACCCGGGAAAACGAAGGAGGAGAAAGAAGGAGACUCAGGAGGAAGAGCCUGGAGGAAGGAGAAGGAGAAGGAGAAGAAGGUAAACAUGAAAAAAGAAAAGGAAGUGCACUGGGAGAUGGACAGCGAGGAGACGGUGGUCUUGGUCAACGGAAGCUGCGGGGAUCCAUCGGAGGACAAAGCCAACACUGCUUUAGAGAUCAAAGGGAAGAGGAAAAAACCAGAUGCCAGCGAGGCAGAGCAGCUGUCUUCCAAGACAAAGGAAACGUCUGACCAGAUUCCAGGGAGCCCCAAAAAAUGGCACGAGGUUAACGUGAAAAGGAAAAAAAAGGUUAAAUCUGAGACGGACAGCGAGGAGAAGGUGCUCUUGGUCAACGGAAGCUACGACGAAUCAGCAGAGGAGAAAGCCAACGCCAGUUUGGAUUCCAAAGGGAAGAGGAGGAAGCCAGAAGCUGACGAUGUGGAGCAAUUGUCCCCCAAGAAAGAGGAAGGGCAAGAGAUUCGACCCCGUGGAAGUGCCGGCUGGGAGAACUGCUUGCGCCAGAAGCCCCCUCCCCGCAUUGUCUUCCAGGCAGGACCCACCUCACAGGAGAAAAAGAGCAAAGACGACGUGGAGAGCGUGGAAGCCUUCAAGGAGAGGCACAAAAUCAGGUAUUCCAGAAGGAUCUCUAAAAACGGGCCCAUGAAUUUCUCAGAGGACGACUCCAGCGAGCUGAGCUGUGUCAGCAGCAAUGGGAUCCCCAACGGAAAUCAUUAUCCAGUGGCCCUGAGUGGUUAUAAAGAAUACCAGGACGGGAAACGUUUCCAAAUGGGGGAGCUGGUCUGGGGAAAGAUCCGGGGCUUUGCUUGGUGGCCGGCCAUCAUCGUCUCCUGGAAGGCCACUUCCAACCGGCCGGCGGCUCCUGGCAUGCGGUGGGUCAAAUGGUUCGGCGACGGGAUGUUUUCAGAGGUCUCUGCUGACAAAUUGGUGGGCUUGGUGAAUUUCCAAGACCAUUUCAACUCUUCCACAUUUCGGAAGAUGGCUUCCUACCGACAAGCCAUUCUCCAUGUUUUGGAGGUGGCAAGCAGCCGAUCUGGCAAGACCUUUCCGAGCAACGCAGGGGACUCCAUUGAAGAGAAGCUGAAGCCCAUGGUGGAUUGGGCCCUCAAUGGCUUCAAACCCACCGGGGGCAAAGGACUGAAGCCACCCAAGAUGGCAGAGGAUGUUGAGCAAGAAGAUAGCAGCGUGGAAGAGGUGGUCAUCACUGAACCAGCCCCACCACCAAAGCGGGUCAAGACAGCCGUCUGCAAUGGGAACGGGAAGGAGCAGGCGGAGGAGAACCAAAGCAGAGAGCGGAUGCUUUCUGAAGUCAAGAAUAACAAGAAGAGCCUUGAAGAUAGCUGCCUAUCUUGCGGCAAGAACAACUCGGUGAUUUUCCACCCACUGUUUGAAGGGGGUCUCUGCACAACUUGCCAGGACCGGUUCCUAGAGUAUUUCUACAUGUAUGAUGAAGACGGGUACCAGACCUACUGCAGCAUCUGCUGCGAGGGAACCGAGCUGCUCCUUUGCGACAAUGCCAGCUGUUUCAGGUGCUUCUGCGUGGACUGCUUGAAUACCUUGGUGGGCCGAGGAGCGGCGGAUGCAGCCCGGGAAGAGGAGCCUUGGAGCUGCUUCAUGUGCCAGCCUCAGAAGCAGCACGGCUUGCUGCAGCGGCGGCACGACUGGAACACGCGCCUGAAGGAGUUCUUCACCAAUGAAAGGGGGCAGGAAUAUGAGGCACCCAAAAUCUACCCUGCCAUCCCAGCAGCCAAGCGGCGGCCAAUUAGAGUCCUUUCUCUCUUUGAUGGUAUCGCUACAGGCUAUUUGGUACUGCGGGAACUGGGCAUCAAGGUGGAGAAAUACGUCGCCUCAGAGAUCUGUGAAGACUCCAUAGCCGUGGGGACCGUGCGGCAUGAAGGGAACAUCACCUACGUCCACGAUGUCAGGAACAUCACCAAGAGAAACAUCGAUGAAUGGGGUCCGUUUGAUAUGGUGAUCGGUGGAAGCCCUUGCAACGACCUCUCCAUUGUGAAUCCUGCCAGGAAGGGCUUGUAUGAGGGGACUGGGCGCCUUUUCUUUGAAUUCUACCACUUGCUCAACUAUUCGCGCCCCAAACCCGAAGAAGAGCGCCCCUUUUUCUGGCUGUUUGAGAAUGUCGUCGCCAUGAGGGUCAACGACAAGAGGGACAUCUCCCGUUUUCUGGAGUGUAACCCAGUAAUGAUCGACGCCAUAAAGGUCUCCGCUGCACACAGGGCACGGUAUUUCUGGGGCAACCUGCCUGGCAUGAACAGGCCCUUGGUUGCUUCCAAGACGGAUAAACUUGAAUUGCAGGAUUGCCUGGAAUACAGUAGGACAGCCAAGUUGAAAAAGGUCCAGACCAUCACCACCAAGUCCAAUUCGAUCAGGCAAGGCAAAGCCCAGACGCUCCCGGUGCGCAUGAAUGGCAAAGACGACAACUUGUGGUGCACGGAGCUGGAAAGGAUCUUUGGCUUCCCCCUCCAUUACACGGACAUUUCCAACAUGGGCCGUGGAGCUCGCCAGAAGCUGUUGGGCCGGUCCUGGAGCGUGCCGGUCAUCCGCCACCUCUUUGCUCCGCUCAAAGACUAUUUUGCCUGCGACUAGAGAGCCAGGCUCUCCGUGUGGCCUCCUUCAAACAUCCGCGGGAAGGAAGUAAGGACCAGGAUGGACCAGAGACGAGUGCUACCUUCCUCUGUGUGCCAUUUGCACCGUGACAUAUUUCUCUCCGAUAAGAAACUAAAGAGAUCUCCACAAACAUUUCCUUUUACCCGGGAUCCAAAAAGACCUCCGUUCAUCCAUUGUGCAAAAUACUUCUCCAUCUCGGAAAACAAUUUUUCAGGGUUUGGCUGGGAAAGCCAACACAUUAGAACAGGGGAAAAGAAAAAUCUUUCAAGGAAAAGUCACCAAGGAACUCUUAACGAAGUAGCAAUGCAUCAAACAUCUUGUGUUUCAUACCUUGUACACGCUAGAAAAACCAAAAGGCUAAAGGGGAAAAUGGGACUAAGUACUGAGCGAGAAUGUGGAAAUUCCUGGAAAGGAAUUGAACCAAAGCACAACUAAGCAAUAAUACAUCAUGCGAAAAUGGAAGAGAAAGGAAUAGAAAACCAAAAAUCCUCUAUUGGGAGGUACCUUUUAAAAGUACAGUAAUCUUGUAAGAAAUGCUUUUAACACAGUCAUUUUAGGAAUGUGUUACAAAGGAGAAAUUUCACCUACAUUUAGAUUUCUCUUGCAUAUCGGAGAAGGAGCUGUUGAUGAAGAAUUUCCUUGAGAAUUUCGGCAUUUCAGAGAGACAUAGGUGGAAUGAUCCUUGAGUGAGUUUUGCAAUCUCAGCCUCUGAAGGGCAACUUUUAUUUGCCAAAGAAUGGCAAGGAAACCCGUUUUUAUCCUACUUUUAAAUUCUACAAUUACUUCAACUGGAAAACUGUCUUUAACUUGGGGAAAAAUAACGUGUCUUGCUGUCUGUUAUUGUGUGCCUUCGCCCGGAACGGGCUUCCGAUGGAGGGAUGUCGGGUCUGGUCCCGACGGAUGCUGCUAUUUUCAUCAUGAACGUUAAGCUUGUUUCUUUUUCCAAAUGGACAUUACCUGUACUGCUGUUUUUAAUAUAUAUAUAUAUAUACACAAAAUAAUCAGUCUUAUCCUGCAACGGAGACCCUCUUCAAGGGGACAAAUCAAACCCUUGGGUUUUUUGUAGAUUUUGAUGGGCAGGUAUUUGCCCAGGUAAUUUAAGCAUCAUUCUCCUUCCGCCAAUAAUUGCACUGAGGCAACAUUUGCUGCACCUCUUUGUGUUGAUUGCAACACAAAAGAUCUCUGGGGUAUAGCACUACUCUUUAUGUAGGGUGUUGUUUGGGAGUAAUCAUUGAGAAAAGUAAUUCAACAAACCUUUGCUUCCUGUGCUGCAAAGGAUUUUUCAAAAUCCACUGUUGUAUUGGCUGGAAGUUUUGGGAUUAUGAUCCUCACGUGUCUUUUUGGAGACCACUACUUUGGGUCAUUGUUUAACAGGGCUUUGGGUUUUAAUGCGGGUUUUGGAGGUACUCUCCAAUGUGCUGAAUAAACAUCUCUAAAUGGGGUUGUUGCCUUGAAGAGUGGCAGAUUUUGGCUAACAUUUGGGGAUCGAUCCCCUGCCCAAGGAUUCCCUGCAAAACAGGUCAGGUCUCCAAAGCGAUGCUUAGUGCUGAUCGAACAAACACCAAAAUGUAUAUUUAUCUGGAAAUGUACGUGGACAGGAUACUGUCUUGCUGUAGAGAGUUCAGCUUGGCCCCAAAUUGCAUGGAAUCGACUCCUAGCAGAAGCUUUUCCCAA
Messenger RNA from Anolis sagrei ordinatus, 4341 nucleotides. It is a transcript of the gene DNMT3B, whose product is annotated as DNA methyltransferase 3 beta. The record is from RefSeq and is a predicted model, not a curated record. Gene Ontology annotation, cellular component: nucleus. Gene Ontology annotation, biological process: negative regulation of transcription by RNA polymerase II. Gene Ontology annotation, molecular function: DNA (cytosine-5-)-methyltransferase activity, acting on CpG substrates; DNA binding. Lineage: Eukaryota; Metazoa; Chordata; Lepidosauria; Squamata; Anolidae.